This is a messenger RNA of Polypterus senegalus (gray bichir), 928 nucleotides long. It is a transcript of the gene npy, whose product is annotated as neuropeptide Y. Gene Ontology annotation, cellular component: extracellular region. Gene Ontology annotation, molecular function: neuropeptide Y receptor binding; neuropeptide hormone activity. The transcript is spliced from 4 exons. The record is from RefSeq and is a predicted model, not a curated record. The coding region runs from base 16 to 408 and encodes 130 amino acids. NCBI's taxonomy places the organism in Eukaryota, Metazoa, Chordata, Cladistia, Polypteriformes, Polypteridae. Gene Ontology annotation, biological process: feeding behavior; neuropeptide signaling pathway.
GCGGGGAGCGUAUAAAUGGAACAGCAAUGGCAGCACAAGUUCAGAAGCACUUCGGAAGUGAGACUACGCUCACCGCAGACAGGAGCUCAGCCAUCCCUCUCGACACAUCUGAAUAUGCGUGCUGCCCUGGGGCUGUGGCUGGCUGUUCUGGCUUUUGCCUUUUGCACUUUAAUCUGCCUGGGUACGCUGGCCGAUGCAUACCCUUCUAGACCUGACAAUCCUGGCGAGGACGCUCCUGCCGAAGAUUUGGCCAAAUAUUAUUCGGCGCUCAGGCACUAUAUCAACCUUAUUACACGGCAGAGGUAUGGGAAAAGAUCCAGUCCUGAGACAUUGUUGUCGGACUUGCUGUUGAGGGAAAACACAGACAGCAUACCAAGGUCAAGAUACGAAGAUCCAUCGAGCUGGUGAUGGGAGGCGCGCUCUUUAUUGAUUCCACGUAUUUCACUUUGCAUUUCAUUGUUAUAAAGCUGGCAUUCAGAUCUGCCAGACCUCCAAAGACAAUCACUGCAUGCAGCCAUCAUUGACAACUCUGUAGAAAUAUCUCCUGCCUCAUACUGUAUAUAAAUUUAUUUAAAAAAUUUAUUUGUGCAUUCUCAGUAUAAAAAAAAUAAUAUUAUUUGUAUAGUAAGACUGGUUUUGUGCUAUUAAAAUCAUUUGAAAAAUGUUUGUCAAUCACUGUAGGAAAAUUAUUUUAAAGCCUUCAAUAUUUUGCUGUACAUACUUGUGUGGUUAUGGUGCCUUUGUUGUAAAUAUGACAAUUGCAAUGGGAUCCUUUGUAGUUAUGUAUUUACAUCUUUUACUCAGAAGAUAUAAGCAAUUUAUAAUCAUCAUCGAAAACUGAAGCUUAAUAUAUUUUUAAAUCAGUAAACAAUACUCAUUUUGCAUUUCAUACAAUUAUUGUGUUUACAGUAAAAUAUUAUUGAUAUUA